CAGCCCGCCUGCGGGGGGCGAGCGGCCGGGAGGCUGAGGAGCGCAGGCAGCGGAGCCGGGGAGGAGGAGGAGGAGGGCAGCGCCAUGACUCAUUUGCAGGCAGGUCUCUCCCCGGAGACUCUGGAGAAAGCCCGGCUGGAGCUGAACGAGAACCCCGACACUUUGCACCAGGACAUCCAGGAGGUGCGGGACAUGGUCAUCACCCGGCCGGACAUCGGCUUCCUCCGCACCGACGAUGCCUUCAUCCUGCGGUUUCUGCGGGCCAGGAAGUUUCAGCACUUCGAGGCGUUUCGCCUCCUGGCCCAAUACUUUGAAUAUCGCCAGCAGAACCUGGACAUGUUUAAGAGCUUCAAGGCCACAGACCCGGGCAUCAAGCAAGCGCUGAAGGAUGGUUUCCCCGGCGGGCUGGCCAACCUGGACCACUACGGCAGGAAGAUCCUCGUCCUUUUUGCUGCCAACUGGGACCAGAGCAGGUACACGCUGGUGGAUAUUCUGCGUGCCAUACUUCUUUCUUUAGAAGCCAUGAUAGAAGACCCUGAGCUGCAAGUGAAUGGAUUUGUUUUGAUUAUAGACUGGAGCAACUUCACCUUCAAGCAGGCCUCCAAGCUCACACCAAGCAUGCUUAGAUUAGCCAUAGAGGGCCUUCAGGACAGCUUUCCAGCUCGGUUUGGAGGAAUACAUUUCGUCAAUCAGCCGUGGUAUAUCCAUGCCCUCUACACAGUUAUCCGGCCCUUUCUGAAGGAGAAGACACGAAAAAGGAUAUUCCUGCAUGGUAACAACCUCAACAGCCUGCAUCAGCUCAUACACCCUGAGAUCCUGCCUUCAGAGUUUGGGGGAAUGUUGCCCCCCUAUGACAUGGGCACGUGGGCACGAACACUGCUUGACCAUGAGUACGAUGAUGACAGUGAAUGCAAUGCAGACUCCUACAACACUCCUGCAAAGGACAUAGAAAAGGACCUCUCUCCCAAAUCCAUGAAAAGGUCUCAGUCAGUUGUGGAUCCUGGGGUGCUGAAACGCAUGGAUAAGAAUGAGGAAGAAAACAUGCAGCCCUUGCUUUCACUUGACUAACAGUUUUUGAGCAUUGGACAUGAACUGAGGUGGAAGGCACUGCCUCUCAGCAACAAGAAAAUCACUGGGAAAGAGUGUAACAGCUGGAACCCUAUUUACUCAUGUUAAUGUAGCAUAUUGGCAGCAGGUGUUACUAUUCUGCCUGAAUUCUGGAAGCCCUUUGGUGAAAAAGAAGUGGAGAACAAAAGAAAAUAAAAUAAAAUAAAAAAAAAAAGGAAUCAAUAAUUUAUUCUGUAAGUGCCAACUUGUUGUAAAUACAAUAUAAUCCUCCAAUUUUACUUUGUAAGUUAUGAUAAACAAGUGCUAUGGAAAUGAGUGACUAUUAAAUAUGUCAGUGAAGUGCACCAUAAAAAAGAGAAGAAAACGUGUGUGUUCUCACAUGCACAGAGAGAAACAUACUGAGCAAAGAAAAACAUCAGAAGCAAUUAAGAGUUGUCCUUCCCAUGGGAAGCCAACUAGUAUAUUGACUACUGGAUUUCUUUCUGCAGUGAUCACAGAGUGUGCUAAGAUAAAGAGAGACUAUAAGUGCUUGGGAGAUGCUGUAAUCAGUGCAAUGUUUCCUAACUGUGGGAAUUGGUUUCUCAAAUAACACUAGGGUCUAGGAUUGGUAUUUAGCAUAAACAAUGUGCAUUGUGAGAAAGAUCACAGGUGACUGGAACCAACUCUUGGAUAGCUUUGUCAUUUAGCUGUAUGGGUCUCUGAGGUUUCAUCACUAACUUUUCAUUUACACAAGUAACCUGGAUGGUACCCUAAUCUGGGUGUUGUCAUGUGGGACACAUUGGAGUUACUUCUCUUGCAUUUUGGGUGCACAUCAAGGAUCUUUCCAGAACUCUGUUCUCCCUUGGAGUGAGACAUUAGUCCUCUAACUACAGUGGAAUAACCAGUACCUGAAAUUAAAGCCUGGCAGCAGAGGUUAGUCACUGAAUCCUGUGCACUGGGAGACUGGAUACAUAUAUAUAUAUUUUUACCAAUCUCUGACAAGCAUACAAGGUGACACUGUUAGAUAAGUAUAUUUCAUUGACGGUUUAUACAAGAAAUCAUACCUAUUCAAUGUACUUAGAUAUAUUAUAGAUUGUAUAUUGAGACACUGUCAUUAUUAAUGUAGUAGAACUUUCCAUAGAUCCACAGCAUCCCACUCCAAGCAAAGAUUAAUAUGAAUAAGUUUUAGUCAAACAUCUCAGCCUAUAGUUUGGGACACCUUUGUUUUGGUUGUAGUGUAACUGUAUAUACUGAACAUGUGCCAUAAUAGAGAAAUACAUUUUACCUCAAAAGGGCAACAGCUUUCACUAGGGCUUGGGUAAAUCUGCUGAAACAUAGGGGCUGUGUCAUCUCUGUGUGCUGGCUGAUGUGUGUGCAGCCAGUGGCGUGCUGAGGCGAGAAUGUAAUUUCUUAUUAGGACUUAGAUUGACAGCCAGAGUGGGAAGACACACAGGGUGCCCAGCAAGGCAUCUGAAUAACUAAAGGCAUUGUAAAAGCAUGUUCAGGCAGUGCAGGGAUUAGUUAUGAAAACACUGACCACACUGGAGGUGAUGGUUCACAGCAAUCCUGCCUCCCCAGUGCUAGAGUUUAAAACAUUUCUUCCAUCACUCCAGUGAUAGGUGAAGUUUCCAAGUUACUGAUUGUAGGUCACCUUUUCUCAUCCAGGAUGAUUACAGCUGUAAGAAUUGGUAGGCUGAGA
Melospiza georgiana is the source of this 2746-nucleotide messenger RNA. It is a transcript of the gene CLVS2, whose product is annotated as clavesin 2. Lineage: Eukaryota; Metazoa; Chordata; Aves; Passeriformes; Passerellidae. Bases 85 to 1068 code for a protein of 327 amino acids. The transcript has 5 exons. Gene Ontology annotation, cellular component: membrane. The record is from RefSeq and is a predicted model, not a curated record. Gene Ontology annotation, molecular function: phosphatidylinositol bisphosphate binding.